AUGAGAAAGUCCAUCGCCGUAUUCACUGCGGUGCUACUAUCCGGGCAUUUUAAGCGGUUCGUCUCGAAGAUCAACAAACAAGACAUGGCUUCCUAUGGUAAAAAGACCACAUUAGCUGGUGGUGGAGCAAGGAAGAAGGGAGGUCCCAAACCAGAGCUGACAGAUGAACAGCGUCAAGAAAUUAGAGAGGCUUUUGAUUUGUUUGACACAGAUGGAUCAGGAACAAUAGAUGCCAAAGAAUUAAAGGUAGCCAUGCGGGCCCUUGGGUUUGAACCAAAGAAAGAAGAAAUUAAAAAGAUGAUAGCAGAUAUUGAUAAAGAGGGAUCAGGUACCAUUGACUACAAUGACUUCCAAAAUAUAAUGACACAGAAAAUGAGUGAGAAAGAUUUAAAGGAGGAAAUCCAGAAAGCUUUCAGACUGUUUGAUGAUGAUGACACAGGCAAGAUUUCAUUCAAGAACUUGAAGAGGGUGUCAAAAGAGUUGGGAGAGAACCUCACAGAUGAAGAACUUCAGGAAAUGAUAGAUGAGGCAGAUAGAGAUGGAGAUGGUGAAAUCAAUGAACAGGAAUUCCUUAAGAUAAUGAAGAAAACAAGUCUGUAUUAACUACCACUAGGCUGUUCAAAUCUUUGACAUUCUAAUGCCACUUUCUCAUUGGUUGUUUGGGACCACUAAAGAUGGAGCCACUUUUGAUUGACAGAAGGGAAUGAGUGAUGGUUUCUUGUUUAUGAUGUAUGAGUGGAUGGAAAAGAGUGAAUGAAAAAUAUUAGACAAUAAAUUAUUAAGUGGUAACAAAUUGACAAUACAUUUAGUCUUCUGUAAUUAUUUGUUACUGAUUCAGUUAGUGUGUUUAAACAUCCUGUGCUGCCUACAAUCCCCUUUUGGUACUAUAGUACCGGGUCAUGUAGUUCAAACAUUUCUUGUCUUCAUUCAGGCUCCUGUGUCAGUGAAUACUAUGUGUUUCAUGAAAAAUGUGAAUUCUCUGUCAGUGAAACUACUCGGUUGGUCUUUUCAACCCACCCAGACUACCAACAUUUAAGAACAUUUUCAGUGAAUAUUGUACAUAACAUUUAAAGUCUACAAAAAGCUACUUAAGAAGCUUAACCAUUUAUUCUGUAUUGAUCAAAACUUAUAUUAAAAGAAUAUUUUUUAAAGGACAUCAGUUAAUUACUACAUAGUAUGUUUUAUACAAAUACAUGUACUUAUUGUACUAUAUGUGUGUUGAUAUGUAUUUAUAGAUCUGAUUCAAUACAAGCAUUUAUCCCUGUACCUGUUGUAUUUGUUUGUUUUGUCAACUCCAAAAAAAACUCAAAUAGAGCCAUACAAAUAAAUUAUUUAAUGCC
Molecule: messenger RNA, 1340 nt
Organism: Magallana angulata
Lineage: Eukaryota; Metazoa; Mollusca; Bivalvia; Ostreida; Ostreidae
Exons: 6
Coding region: 1-603 (200 amino acids)
Biological process (GO): centriole replication; mitotic cell cycle
Cellular component (GO): centriole; centrosome
Molecular function (GO): calcium ion binding
Source: RefSeq, a predicted model, not a curated record